AUGGAAUCUGGUGCAGAGUCGCUGGAUAACAGGCUGGAUACCAGUUUUCUCGUUGUGACGGGGGCCUUUCAGAUCGUCUUUGCGUGCAGGCUGGUAUACUCUGGGGUGCGCCACCGAGGCUACCUGCUGUCUGCGGCCCGAAGCAUCUUGAAAACUGUGGGACGGUCAUUCAAGCGACCCAAGCUGGCUGACGAUGAGCGGCUCGUGAUGGAACAAGUGAGCCAGGUUCGUUUACAGAUAGCUCGCUGGUAUGUCAGAUGUACGUGCAUUAUGCUUGGACUGUGCCUGUGCCUUGUUCAGCGGAAUGUGCUACUGGACAGGCAGUUGCCCACUCGACUGCCAGCCAUUCUGAGUUGGUCCUGGGCAGGGGUCUUUUGCAUCUGUACUGCUGUGGAUGUUUUUGAGGCUGUCCUUUCCGUGCGAUAUCUGGACAUGUACUACAUGCUGGCCACACUUGUCUGGGCAGCGCAUCUAUCUCCAUGGCAUGUGACACCUGAACGAAGCGCAGAGAUCUCCCUCUUCAUUCUUGGCCUCGGCCGUGUGCCCGCCGUCGGUAUUGCUACAUCCCCGGUCGUGGUUGCCGCAUGCAGCCUCUUGCCAUUGCUAGUGGUGCUAAUCCGUGCAAGCACGGAAGCACUGCCACCAGCAGCACUUUUUGCAGAAGCAUGCGGCUUUGUCGCUACGGUGUGUGCAUCCGCGUCGUUGCAGCUACUGUUGCGUUACCGGAUUGAGCGCAGUCUGCAGUACAAGAAGAUGGAAACUGACUUCAAUGCUGCAUCAUCUCUUCUGCACCUGACUUGCGACGCCGUGGUCGAGCUAGAUGCUGAUCUGCGAAUGACGGAGCACAAAGCCUCGUUGUCUGCUAUGCUGCUCCGGUGCAGGUCAGGAGGAACUUUGGCUGGCACGGACUUCACGGACUUGCUUGCAGGUGCUGCCGAGGCCGGCCGUGUUGUGGAGCUGCUGCGGCGCUUCGAAGAUCGUCCCCCUGAGAGCGUCAAUGCCCAGGCCUUUCUGACACACCUCAUGGACAGCGACUCCAAUAGGUUUCGCACGGAAGUUUUUCAAGUGAUGUAUCACACCCCGCAGGGUGUUGCCAGGCACCUCAUUGGCCUCCGCGACGUUACAGACCAGGACUCCUUGGUAGGCAGCAAAGUCGUCGAGAGCUUGACCAUUCCCCCUCGCUCUAUCACGCCCAUGUCUGCGGGGAUAUGCAGUUCCCUUGGCUCAAAGCCGACUGCGCGUGCAGCGCCACCGCAGACCGGUGCUGUUGCUGAAGACAGGUUUCUUUCGCUUCUAAUCGACAUGGACCUUCAGAUUGUCCAGGCAUCAUCACAGCUGUUUUGCCUGGGGAAGCAUCCGGCCACCUUGUUUUCUGCGGCUGGAGUGGAGCUUCUGGAGCGGAGUUGGCAUGAAAUGGAGACUGGCAGCUCUGCUUUGUCUUUCUCGGCGUUGGAGAUACGACUUGACACAGCAGAUGCGUGUGAUCUCAUCAGUGGCCGUUUGCAGGCAGUUCAAUCAACAAGUUGCUCUCGGAACCUGCUGCUGGUUUGCAUGGCGCCGCUGAGUCUUCGGAUGACUCCCGAAGGGAGCUCUCCAAAUGGCGAAGUCGAAACCGAAGAGGUUUCUGCUUAUUUUUGA
This is a messenger RNA of Symbiodinium necroappetens, 1638 nucleotides long. NCBI's taxonomy places the organism in Eukaryota, Dinophyceae, Suessiales, Symbiodiniaceae. The record is from the annotation of a GenBank genome assembly.